Piliocolobus tephrosceles (Ugandan red Colobus) is the source of this 947-nucleotide messenger RNA. It is a transcript of the gene ARGFX, whose product is annotated as arginine-fifty homeobox. The transcript is spliced from 4 exons. Gene Ontology annotation, biological process: regulation of transcription by RNA polymerase II. NCBI's taxonomy places the organism in Eukaryota, Metazoa, Chordata, Mammalia, Primates, Cercopithecidae. Gene Ontology annotation, molecular function: RNA polymerase II cis-regulatory region sequence-specific DNA binding; DNA-binding transcription factor activity, RNA polymerase II-specific. Bases 21 to 932 code for a protein of 303 amino acids. The record is from RefSeq and is a predicted model, not a curated record. Gene Ontology annotation, cellular component: nucleus.
CACACCACGCAGGACUGAAAAUGGUUAGUCUAAGGGGAUUCAUGACAGGCCUUCCAUCUCAGAUUUCAGACACCAUGAUGAACAGAAUGGCCCCAGGGAAUCCCCAGCCAGACCCUUUCAUCAAUAGGAAAGAUCCCAACAUGAAGGUGAUACAACCGCAGGAUCCAGCUAGUCCCACAAUAUGGAGAAGGCAUCAAGAACGUACUUCAUUCUCCCACCAACAGUAUGAAGAGCUAGAAGCUCUGUUUAGCCAGACCAUGUUCCCAGAUAGAAAUCUUCAGGAGAAACUAGCUUUGAAACUCAACCUGCCGGAGUCAACAGUAAAGGUUUGGUUUAGGAACCGGCGAUUCAAAUUGAAGAAGCAGCAGAAGCAGCAGCAGCAGCAGCAGCAGCAGCAGCAAUCAGCAAAGCAACGAAACCAGAUCCCUUCAUCCAAGAAGAACAUGCCCACCUCCCCCAGAACAUCCCUCAAUCCUUAUGCUUUUUCUCCUGUGGUCUCAGAUUUCUACAGCUCCCUUCCACCUCAGCCCUUAGACCCUUCCAAUCGGGCAUGGAACUCUACCUUCACUGAGAGUUCCACAAGUGACUUCCAAAUGCAAGAUACUCAGUGGGAGAGGCUGGUGGCCUCAGUUCCUGCUUUGUACUCUGAUGCCUAUGACAUAUUCCAAAUCAUAGAACUGUACAAUCUUCCUGAUGAGAAUGGGAUAUCCAGCUCUUCUUUCCACUGUCUGUAUCAGUAUCUCUCACCCACAGAGUACCAGGUAGGAGGACAGGGUUCCUCUCUCAGCACCUUUGCUGGUCCAGCUGUAGGCCUAUCUUCCGCACAAACCUGGCCCAGUAUGACAAGCCAAGGCUGUGAAGCCUACAGUCUAACAGAUAGCCUGGAAUUCCAGAAAACCUCCAAUAUGGUAGACUUGGGACUAGAGUACUAAUAAAUAUGGACCAUU